GCGUUCCGUUUAUUAAACGGGCGUUCGUUGCGAUAGCCGGGUGCUUUUUGUGUGGAUAUGCACGUUUUACCAGUCGAGUCGUGCGUUUAUGCAUUAUGCAUGAACGCGUUAAGCGAUCUUAUUGGCGAAUUGCAACAUCGAGCUAAAUCACACAAAUCCGAAAAUGCGAAAGACACCGUUUCCUUUUUGCCAGGAAGAUGCGUUCUUUGCAGUGCAGCUGCAUGUAAUGGAGAACGGAGAUAUGCAGGAACGUUACCGGAGAUAAAGCUUAACGGGUAAUGCGUUAGGAGAGCCGUGCUGAACGAUCAAGGUGUAGCUGUCUCCAUGGCGACCAGCGUGGUUCCCGGGGACAACCUGCCCACGUAUAAGCUUGUGGUGGUGGGAGACGGCGGCGUGGGGAAGAGCGCUCUCACCAUACAGUUCUUCCAGAAGAUCUUCGUCCCGGACUACGACCCCACCAUCGAGGACUCGUACCUGAAACACACCGAGAUCGACGGCCAGUGGGCCAUCCUGGACGUUCUGGACACGGCGGGGCAGGAGGAGUUCAGUGCGAUGAGAGAGCAGUACAUGAGGACAGGAGACGGUUUUCUCAUCGUGUUCUCAGUCACUGAUAAAGCCAGCUUUGAGCACGUGGAUCGUUUCCAUCAGCUCAUUCUGAGAGUCAAGGACCGCGAGUCGUUUCCCAUGGUUCUGGUGGCCAAUAAAGUAGAUCUGGUGCAUUUACGCAAGAUCACCAGUGAGCAGGGACGAGAGAUGGCCUCCAAACACAGCAUCACAUACAUCGAAACAAGUGCAAAGGAUCCGCCCAUGAAUGUAGACAAAGCGUUUCACGAGCUGGUCAGAGUGAUACGUCAGCAGAUCCCAGAGCGGGGCCUGAAGAAGAAGAGGAAAGCCAAAUGGCGGGCGGACAGACCCUCGGGUUCCCAGAGGCUGCACUGCGUCUUACUGUGACCGCACACCCUCUAUCUCAAUGCCGCGUCAAUGCCGCGAUGAUGACUCCGUGACUCGGACUGUUAAAACACACGCGCACACACACAAACACACAGCUACGAUAAUAUCCAGGAACUGACGAACACAGCUCGCGUUUUCCAGAAUCGGCGGCGAUUCGCGAAAAAUGUGGAAUAUUCGCUAUUUUCUUAGCGGAGCGACACCUGGACGAAAUUGCUGAAUUCUAGCGCUGUUCACUCACGUUAUCUCUCAGAGAACAAUUCAGAGACACACUUUCCGAGGCCUUGUUUUGUAUCGUGUUUCUAUAUUUAUUGUGCCGAAUUCUAUAUUGUUAAGUGAUCGUUAAUGCAGCGUAGCGGCUUCGAAAAAAAAAAAAAAUUUAAGGGAACGCGCGCGAUUUAAGUCGCACGGCAGGCACACGCUCGGGAGGCGCGGGAAAUGCUGGUUACCAUAGUUGAGCAAUUCCUAAUUUUUAUGGAGGAAAAAUUUUCGAGAAAAAAAAACAAACGCAUUGAGGUUGCACACGACACUAGCAUAACGCUAAAUAUGUAAAACGCGUAAUUAAUAGCACAAUGUAAAAUUUUUUACGUAAAACGUUUUAUACAUUUUUAAUAACUUUAACAGCUAUUUACCAUAAAAAUGCUUGUUAACUGAACGGUUUUACUACAUACGGUAACGUAACGUAAUGUUAAGCAUUUAACGUUCAUCAUUUAUCAGCUUUGCAUUUAAAUCGCAAUUCCGAGUUUACAUCUCGCAAGUUUGAAUCUCGCAAUUCUGAGAUUAUAAUCUCGCAAGUUUAAAUCUCGCAAUUCUGAAGAUUUUUAUCUCGCAAGUUUGAAUCUCGCAAUUCUGAGAUUAUAAUCUCGCAAAUUUGAAUCUCGCAAUUCUGAAGAUUAUAAUCUCGCAAAUUUGAAUCUCUCAAUUCUGAAGAUUAUAAUCUCGCAAAUUUGAAUCUCGCAAUUCUGAGAUUAUAAUCUCGCAAAUUUGAAUCUGCAAUUCUGAGAUUAUAAUCUGAAAAUUUGAAUCUCGCAAU
Molecule: messenger RNA, 1981 nt
Organism: Puntigrus tetrazona (Sumatra barb)
Lineage: Eukaryota; Metazoa; Chordata; Actinopteri; Cypriniformes; Cyprinidae
Gene: mrasb
Product: muscle RAS oncogene homolog b
Exons: 6
Coding region: 325-951 (208 amino acids)
Biological process (GO): signal transduction
Cellular component (GO): plasma membrane
Molecular function (GO): GTPase activity; GDP binding; GTP binding
Source: RefSeq, a predicted model, not a curated record